Messenger RNA from Drosophila eugracilis, 1796 nucleotides. RefSeq names its product cystathionine beta-synthase. The coding region runs from base 108 to 1676 and encodes 522 amino acids. Lineage: Eukaryota; Metazoa; Arthropoda; Insecta; Diptera; Drosophilidae. Gene Ontology annotation, cellular component: cytoplasm. Gene Ontology annotation, molecular function: cysteine synthase activity; cystathionine beta-synthase activity. The record is from RefSeq and is a predicted model, not a curated record. The transcript has 4 exons.
UUCUUGUCGGAUUCUGUUCAAUUGCCUUCGUUGGCAGCAUCGUAACGGUCGCUUUUCGCAAGUCCCGCUAGUUGGUUGCUCCUUAAUCACGAAUUACCAGCCCUAAGAUGCCUCAACCGAAGCCGUACGAAAGGCCCGCGGACUUUAUCGAUCCAGGAAAGCCCUCGAAGUGCAAAUGGCAUCUGGGAACCACCGAAAAGUCGCCUCACACUCAACGGGGCAUCGCACACCGCCAGCAGAUCACGCCAAACAUCCUCGAAGUGAUCGGAUGCACGCCACUGGUCAAGUUGAAUCACAUUCCCGCCAGCGAGGGAAUCGAGUGCGAGAUGUAUGCUAAGUGCGAGUUCCUCAAUCCCGGAGGAUCGGUGAAGGAUCGCAUUGGCUAUCGGAUGGUGCAGGAUGCUGAGGAGCAGGGCCUGCUUAAGCCAGGAUUCACAAUCAUUGAACCGACGUCGGGCAAUACGGGAAUUGGACUAGCGAUGGCCUGUGCCGUCAAGGGAUACAAGUGCAUUAUCGUGAUGCCAGAGAAGAUGUCCAACGAGAAGGUGUCGGCGCUGCGAACCCUUGGGGCCAAGAUCAUACGUACACCCACGGAGGCAGCCUAUGAUUCGCCGGAGGGAUUGAUCUACGUAGCCCAGCAACUGCAGCGGGAAACGCCCAACUCGAUUGUCCUGGAUCAGUAUCGGAACGCUGGCAAUCCACUGGCCCACUACGACGGCACCGCCGCUGAAAUCUUGUGGCAGUUGGACAACAAAGUGGAUAUGAUUGUGGUCUCCGCGGGAACUGCUGGCACAAUAAGUGGUAUUGGUCGGAAGAUCAAGGAGCAGGCUCCCAAUUGCCAAAUUGUCGGCGUGGAUCCCUAUGGUUCUAUCCUGGCCAGACCCGCUGAGCUUAACAAGACCGAUGUGCAAUUUUACGAAGUGGAGGGAAUUGGUUAUGAUUUUCCACCCACCGUAUUCGAUGAUUCCGUAGUGGAUGUGUGGACGAAGAUCGGUGAUCCAGACUGUUUCCCCAUGAGCCGUCGCUUGAACGCGGAAGAAGGUUUGCUGUGUGGCGGUUCCAGUGGCGGAGCGAUGCAUGCUGCCCUCCAGCAUGCUCGCAAACUAAAGAAGGGUCAGCGGUGCGUGGUCAUCCUGCCCGAUGGCAUCCGAAACUACAUGACCAAGUUCGUUUCGGACAACUGGAUGGAGGCACGCGGCUUCAAGGAGCCAGUGAACGAGCACGGUCACUGGUGGUGGAAUCUGGCCAUCGAUCAGCUGCAACUCCCUGCUCCUCCGGCAAUUCUUAAGUCGAAUGCCACGGUUGGCGAGGCCAUUGCCUUGAUGAAGAAACACCGCGUAGACCAAUUGCCGAUUGUAGAUCAGGAUGAUGGUUCUAUUCUGGGCGUGGUGGGCCAGGAGACACUGAUCACCCAGAUCGUGAGCAUGAACCGUCAGCAGUCCGAUCCCGCAAUCAAGGCCAUUAACAAGCGAGUCAUCCGGUUAAACGAAUCCGAGAUUCUUGGCAAGCUGGCGCGCGUCCUCGAGGUCGAUCCCAGUGUGCUUAUCUUGGGCAAGAGCUCGUCCGGCAAGGAGGAACUCAAAGCAGUGGCCAGCAAGUUGGAUGUGACUACUUUUAUUGCCGCCGGCAAGCAGAGUCCCAAAGCCAAUGGCACUACCAACGGCAACAGCCACUAAUUUAAAGAGUUUCCAAGUCUCUGAAAAUCCAACUUCCUACCGACUAUAUCUACGCGCCAUUAACUUAUACCCGCAUGCAUUUUUGCCUUAUUUCCAAUAAAGCAUUUUAUUAUACACGAA